UUGCUGUAGAGUAGAAAACUGACAAAACGCUGUAAAACAACCAUAGUGGAAAAAAUAAAAAUCAUUUAAAAUGAAAAAAAGAAUACAUGUGAAUCCAUGUUAAAAACAAAACACCUUCCACAGUGCCUGAAACACAGUGGCUAUUCCAUAACGUUAGUUUCUUUAUAUCUCAUGAACAUAGGUAUUGGUCUUUGUUUGUACACCAUCUAAUAACUUUGUGUUUACUAUCUUUUUACAAACAAACUGAAAAGAAAGGAAGUCUUCUGGAUAACUGGAUCCUUCACCUGGAAGACAGAAGAAUAUGCUCUAGAAUUCUAAGACUCUAUGACCCAAUGACCGUGAUUCUGUCGGUUCUAGUACUAAGUAAUUGCGAAGGGCUCAUUGCUAAGGACUCCACGUGAGUCUGAUGGAAGACCAUGGUUUUGGCUGCAAUGUUUACUCACUCAUUCUUUUAACAGAGUUUUGCCCCUGAAUCAUGGAGUCAUCAGAGGAGGAGGUCAAAAGAUCGACCCAAGUCAUCACUAUACAGCCAAAUGAAACUGUAUUGACUGCGUUUCCCUAUGGACCUCAUACCUCUCUGCUGGAUGUCCUGAAGGGAGAGCCAAGAGUCUUGGGGGUGAUCCAGAUCCUGCUUGCCCUGAUCAUAGCCGGCAUUGGAGCUAUAUUUGCAUUUAAUUACUUGAAUUUCGCCCAAAGAUUUCCCCUCGUUUUCUUCAUAGGGUACCCGUUCUGGGGAGCCUUUACUUUCAUUAUAGCAGGAUACUUCACAGGAAGCAACGGUGAUAGAAAAUGCCUGGGACAAGGUGUCACAAGCAUGAAUGCUAUCAGUUCCUUGGUUGCAGCAGCUGGGAUUCUUUUCACCAUUAUCAGCUACAGAUACCAACACAAGUACUGCCAGGCGCCUUCCCUCGAAGGAACAUGUGCUAUAAGUAGAGUCCUUUACAGUGGAAUUUUGUCAGUCUUACUGAUCAUCAGCAUUGUGGAGCUCAGCAUCUCUGUGACUGUCGUCUCCUUUAGAAGCAACUGCUUGACAAGGUCAGAUGAGAUUGUGUUUUUCUUGCCUUCGGAUAUUGCUCAAGAUAGGGAACUAUCUGCUACAGAAGAAAAUGCUAUAAUACAAUUUGAGGUUCAAGAAGAGUCUACAAGUGAUGUUUCAACAACAAACAUACAACCUGUUUUCUUUGGAGGCUAUAUUUUCUUCAAGUUAAGAGUCACAAAAAAUAGUUUAGCCUUCCAACAUGCAGGAAGGAGAGGCAGCAUUAGUUAUUGCACAGCUUCUCUAUCCGAGUCAGGUGAACAACAGAAAUACCUCCUUGAACCUUUAAGCCUUUAUGACAGAGAACCAGAGUCGAAAACUUUGCCUCCAGUUUUUGAGAAAAAGUCCUCAGAAAUUACUACGGACACGGAACAACUAAGUGAUGAAGACCUGCAAGCUGUUACUGCACAAUUUACAAGAAAGAAAAUCCAACUGCAGCAGGAUAAACCCUUGCCAACCAAAGUUUCUCCAUCUUAUCCUGUAAAAAUAAUCCCAUAUUUACCACCCCAAGCCUUGCCAUCCCAAGCUUUGCCAGAACAAGCCCUGCUAUCUGAAACCCCAACAUCUCAUGUCACAAAGUCUAAUGUACUGAAAUCCAAAGACACACCAUCCCAACACAUACCAUCCAAAAAUACACAAUCCCAAGCCACUACAGAUAAAUACUUACCAUCCCUAGACAUGCACUCCCAAGAUACCUCUUUCCAAAGGCAAGUGCUGCCGUUAAAAGCCCUACCAUUUGAAGCCCCCAAAUUACUUGAUGUGCACUCCUCUAAUACGCAACACCUAGAUCAACAAUCUCUAGAUCUUAAACUACAAAAUAUCCAAUCUCAAGAGCAUAAAUCUAUGCAUUUAUUAUAUCAAGACAUUCAAUCAGAAGUCAAGUUACUGACGGAAGAAUGGAAAUCUGAGGUGGAACUCUAUAGCAAGAGAUCAUCAAAGCAACAUUUUCAAUAUCAAGAAAGCAAAGGUAGGCAAUCUCUAAAACAGAAAUCCCUUGACUUGCAAAUUCAAGACCAACAAGCCCCAAGGAGGAAAUCUCUGGACAAGCACAUCAAAGACAGGCUCUCCCCACACAGUCACUACGUAGAUAAGCAAGUCCAAACCUCACCACAAUUCCCAUAUCAGCAAACCGAAGACCUGCAGGCCCAAGAGGAGAAACCCCCACAGCAGGUAUCCCAAGAUUUGCAAUUUCAAAUCCAGAAAUACCACGACUGGCAAUCUCCAGACUGGAAAAUCCAAAACUGGCAAACUUCAGGCCAACAAUCCCAAAACUGGAGAACUCAAGACUGGAAAAACAAAGAAUGGAAAACACAAGAAUGGCAAUUUGAAAUGCAGCAUUCCCAAAACUGGGAAUCCCAAGCCUGGCAAACCCGAGAUCAACUAGUAAAAGAGUCCCGAAACCAGAGAGCUCUAUUCCAAGAAACUCAAACUGUCCAUGCCGUAAUUCCACCUCAUCUAGAUGAACAAUCACAAGACAUUCCACAUCAAGACAGUCAGUAUCAAGAUAAAGACCAACUAGACCUUCAAUCUACAGGAAUCCAAAAAGAAGAUCUGGAAAAAGAUGCUAUGCAAAUAAGAGACGUCAAACCUGAAGACACGAGUUGUGGAAGCCAAAGCCCGAGUGACCUGCAAUCACAAGAUACGAAGCCAGAUCUUAAAUGUCCCUCCUACCAAAGAUUAAUACAAGACCUUCAGUCCACAGGAAUCCAAAAAGAUGAUCUGAAAACAGACGCUAUGCACACAGGAGACAUCAACCCUCAGGACAUGAACUUUGGAAGCCAAGCCCCAAGUGACCUGCAAUCAGAAGACAAGAAACCACAUGCUAAAUGUUCCUCCAACCAAAGCUCAGUACAAGAGCCUCAAUCUAUGGGAAUCCAAAAAGAAAACAGGGAAACAGAAGCUAAGCAAACAGGAGACAAGAACCCUGAGGGCAUGAGUUGUGGAAGUCAAACCCCAAGUGACAUUCAAUCAGGAGACAUGAAACCAGAUUUUAAAUGUUCCUCUUAUCAAAGCUCAGUACAAGACGCAUAUUUCACCUAUAUGUCCAAUAUAUAUUCAGAACAAGAUGUGCAACAAAACACUUCAACUUGCUCAACUGCAUACAAAGAUGUAACUUCUACCACCUAUGAUCCAAAAGAAAGACAGCAAUCUGAAGACUGACCAAUGUGCAGAAUCUACCUAAAUACUGCACUACUCCCAGUUAUGGAACCAAAUUAGGGAAAAACAAUAUAGUCUCCUCCAAUCUA
Sus scrofa (pig) is the source of this 3282-nucleotide messenger RNA. RefSeq names its product membrane spanning 4-domains A14 (gene MS4A14). Lineage: Eukaryota; Metazoa; Chordata; Mammalia; Artiodactyla; Suidae. Gene Ontology annotation, biological process: cell surface receptor signaling pathway. Gene Ontology annotation, cellular component: plasma membrane. The record is from RefSeq and is a predicted model, not a curated record.